AUACCCUUCCACAAUACGCCGAGUGUCUGUCUUCUGUCUCGUUCCCUUGUCGGUGGGCCAGAUGUUCGAAUUUCUGGAAAACAAUGCUGUGCUCUCUGUAUGUAUGCAGUCUCUAUGGGUCAUUUCUUUCCGUGUCAUGGAUCUCUCCACUGUCCAUACCCUUUCGAAAACCAAAGUACCUUGUCCCCGGGAGCCGCCGAUGGAAAAGCAGCCGGCCUUCGGUCAUUGGAUGCCACUUCAGCUCGAGAUUAGCACCCCAUUCUUACCAUUCCAGAUUCUACUCUACGGCAGCUUGGUUAACGCUGCAUACCUAUUUUGGUGCUGUCGGUCGUGUCGGUGAGCAAACAGCCAACAGUGAUUUUCGAUCGGACCGCCGAUCGCCUGAUCUCUCAUUCAUGCAAGACCUACUCGUGCCUCGAAAAGUGUCCAAGGCUCUAGUGUACUGGGGGACAACUUUUCCAGCUUUAAGAAAUUUUAGAUUGUCUCCAGCGGGAAGACUAGAACCUUGUUGACUCGUCAUGAGCGUAUCGUCCCCUCGUCUAGCGUUGCUGCGCUUCACAAAGAACCGUUCUUUGCAACUCCCGCAGUUAUUGGCCCCUUAAGACUAAGUAAGCCCAGUAGUUCGACACCAGGGCCCCAUCAUGCGACUGGGAACUGCACGGGAUAUCCGGGCUGAUGAUCUACGCUACUAAUUUCUCUAGUUCCAUCUUAUUUUCUUUCUUUUUUUUUUUU
Aspergillus novofumigatus IBT 16806 is the source of this 732-nucleotide messenger RNA. RefSeq lists its product as uncharacterized. The transcript has a single exon. Bases 84 to 512 code for a protein of 142 amino acids. NCBI's taxonomy places the organism in Eukaryota, Fungi, Ascomycota, Eurotiomycetes, Eurotiales, Aspergillaceae. The record is from RefSeq and is a predicted model, not a curated record.